This is a messenger RNA of Caenorhabditis briggsae, 564 nucleotides long. The record is from RefSeq and is a predicted model, not a curated record. Bases 1 to 564 code for a protein of 187 amino acids. NCBI's taxonomy places the organism in Eukaryota, Metazoa, Nematoda, Chromadorea, Rhabditida, Rhabditidae. The transcript has 4 exons.
AUGCCUCGUGUCAUUGUGCUAGUUGUGCUAGCCUCAUUGGCUUUGUACGUAUCAAGUGACCAAAUUGUGCAGGGAGCACUCCAGAAAAUUUUCCCAUAUGCAGCACCGGCUAAAGUCAAAACGCUCACCACCAAUGUCAACAAGCAAACAGCAAUUGCAAAGGCUAAGACAGUAGUGAAAAACUGGAUUCCAAAGAACUGGAAAGCCGCCAACGCUAAAGUGGAUGCCAAAAACCAGCUCUCCAAACAAGCCUACGCACAAAAGAAGGCCUUGACCUUCAUAGAUUACAGAUAUUCCCUCAAAAAGUAUAUCAAUUAUCUAUACAAUCAAGCAGUCAACACAAAGUACCUAACCAAGCCAGAAGCAGAUAAUAUGCGCACAAUGUUCUGGGCUGCAGAUAGCAAGGCUUUGAACAAUUAUACAGUCACUUGUCAGACUUUUAUGAUGGAGGCCAUGCAGAAGAUAAAAAAAACGCCCACCAUCCAAGAGAGUGUCACAGAUCUAACCGGAAAGUUUGCUAAGGCCAAUCCAAAGGACUACGCUAAUUUGCAAUGGACAUUGUAA